CUUCGUCGUUACCGUCAGGACGGAUGUAGUGUGCACACAUUUUCUCAGGGGGGCGCAACGGAAUUCAGCGGAAAAAGCGUCCUAACGUAAUCGGCCCGGUGGCCGCUCUCAGAUAUUUCUUCUCACUCAUUGGAUUCUGCCGGAUAAUAUUUUUAGCCACGAAAUAAUUCCGAACGCGCAAGACUCCGCCAACAAUCGAUGAAUUAUUCUCCGUUCGUUAUUAAUAGCCUCAAGUUUUUCCGAUUCAAGAUGUGCAUAUUCGUAACAACGUUCAGUCAACGAGGGCUCAUUUCGAAGGAUAUUGUGCGAUUUUGCAGCAAGCAACCGCAUUAUCUUAAUCGUAGCAAAAUGUUAUUAACGAAUGUCAUUCUGUCACGUCGAUGUCUCAUGUCAUCGUGCAUCACUGACAUUUCGCGGAUCUUGAGCACUCCCUCCGAAAGCUGUAGGACAUUCUCUACCACGAAGAUUCCAAUCUCAUUCAAAGAUAACUCCGAAGCUUUGACAAAACAACGAGCAAAUGAAUUUAUAUCAAAACUCAACUCCGAGGAGCGUGCAAUUUUCUUGGCAGCGUUAAAUGAAUCCAAAUCUGAGGAGGAUAAAGCUGGCUAUAAAGGUCAACUGGCGGCUUUCCGAUGGAGAAGCAAACUUGGUAGGCCUAGUAAAAUUCCAUCCCUGGGUGAGGUAGAUCCUACAGGAACUUACUGUCCUGUGCCAGACGAUUGGUUGAGUCGCAAGUAUGUGCUGCAGUUGGUUGAAAACGUUGCAGAACCAUCCACGAAAGAACUGAUGCUAGUUGCGAUCGCGAACGCAAUUCCAUUCGUCGGAUUCGGUUUCCUCGACAACUUUAUCAUGAUUGUUGCGGGCGAUCAAAUCGAGAUGAUGUUGAACAUGAAAUUUCCGAUCUCAACCAUGGCAGCGGCCGCGUUAGGUAACACAGUGUCCGAUGUCAUCGGAAUUGGGUCGGUGCAUUAUGUUGAAGUGUUCGCCCAAAAAGUCGGCUUCGAAGCGCCGAAGUUAACACCAGCGCAAUUGAGUCUACCCAGAACGCGGGUUGCCGCAAAUGUGGGUCGAGUCAUUGGAGUUACAAUCGGAUGUCUCCUUGGUAUGACGCCUAUACCGAUAGCCGCGCUUUUUCGUAAUGGUAGCUGAAUUGUCUAAAAAAGAGAGAAGGGUAGUGGACGUUACAUUCAA
This is a messenger RNA of Harpegnathos saltator (Jerdon's jumping ant), 1191 nucleotides long. RefSeq lists its product as uncharacterized. Gene Ontology annotation, cellular component: mitochondrion. Lineage: Eukaryota; Metazoa; Arthropoda; Insecta; Hymenoptera; Formicidae. Bases 199 to 1149 code for a protein of 316 amino acids. The record is from RefSeq and is a predicted model, not a curated record. The transcript has 8 exons.